AUGGUUUCACGCCCCUUCCUGCAGAAAAGUGCCAUCGCCAUCAGCAUCGCCAGCCUAUUCUACAAUAUUGCAGAAGGCAUCGUCUCUGUGUUCUUUGGUGCAGAAUCGUCCUCGCACUCUCUCAUCUUCUUUGGCAUUCAAUCGGUAAUCGAGGUGCUCUCGGCCUCACUCGUGGUUUGGAGAUUUAUGAACGGACUCAAAGCUGGUGAAGAAGGUGACGAUGGAUCUGAAGUCAGAAUGAGCAAAGACCUGAGGAUAGAGAGAAUAGCAACCUUGGCUAUAGGGAUUCUCCUCGCGAUGCUUGCCCUAGCAGCCGUAGGUACAUCCAUCGCCUCCCUCAUCGCCCAUGACCACCCUAGUCCAUCUAACGCAUCACUCAUCAUCGCUGCGAGUGCUGCCUUCAUCAUGUUCUUGUUCUGGGUACCGAAGCGCUACCUUGCAAAGGCGCUGAACUCCAGCACGAUGAAUGGCGAGGCACUUUGUACCUUGUCGUGCAUACAGUUUAGCAGUGCGCUGCUGAUUGGCUCCCUCGUAUACCGUGCCUGGCGCGGUGGGUGGUGGGUCGACUCCGCGACUGCCAUCGUGAUUGCUAUGCUUUUUGGUUGGGAGGGCUUCAAGAUGAUCAGGUGGGCAAGCAACGAUAAAUUCAAUGGCAGCUGUUGUUGUGGACAAGAGGAACGGAAGGCAGAUAAACAAGUCAUGCCCGGAGUCAUCAUGAUGCAGCAGCCCAAUACAGCUUCCCAGCGCUGCUGUGGUGACUCCGGUUGUUGCAAGCCUUCACAAGAAAGUAGCGACAAAGUAUAG
Molecule: messenger RNA, 804 nt
Organism: Suillus fuscotomentosus
Lineage: Eukaryota; Fungi; Basidiomycota; Agaricomycetes; Boletales; Suillaceae
Exons: 2
Coding region: 1-804 (267 amino acids)
Biological process (GO): monoatomic cation transport; transmembrane transport
Cellular component (GO): membrane
Molecular function (GO): monoatomic cation transmembrane transporter activity
Source: RefSeq, a predicted model, not a curated record